This is a messenger RNA of Tribolium madens (black flour beetle), 4060 nucleotides long. Its product is annotated as probable multidrug resistance-associated protein lethal(2)03659. Lineage: Eukaryota; Metazoa; Arthropoda; Insecta; Coleoptera; Tenebrionidae. The transcript is spliced from 9 exons. Gene Ontology annotation, biological process: transmembrane transport. Gene Ontology annotation, molecular function: ATP binding; ATP hydrolysis activity; ABC-type transporter activity. Gene Ontology annotation, cellular component: membrane. The record is from RefSeq and is a predicted model, not a curated record. Bases 58 to 3852 code for a protein of 1264 amino acids.
UUGUGUACAUGUGUAACGUUUUGUUAACAACAAUAAUAGAAAUUAAAUUUUAAUCCAAUGGAGGACAGCGAACGCAAAAAUUUAAAAUCACUCACGAAAGUGCACCCAAAAGAGAAAGCCAACUUUUUCUCUUCUCUAUUCUUUUGUUGGGCAUUACCAACCUUCAUCAAAGGCUUGAAAAAAGACCUCGACGAGGAUGACCUCUUCGGCCCGCUCAAAUCACACGAAUCCAAAACCUUAGCCGACAAAAUGGGCCUUGUUUGGCAAAAGGAAAAAAACAAGCACAAAACCCCCUCAUUGCGAAAAGUCAUAAUCAAGGUGUUUUAUCGCGAAAUUCUCUUCUACGCUUGUUUCCUCAUAAUACAAGAACUGGUCAUCAAGAUGGCACAACCUCUACUAGUUGGAAAAGUUCUCGAAUAUUAUGCCCCCGAUCAAGAACACAUAACGAAAAAUUGGGCUUAUUUGUACGCCUCUGCGCUGAUAUUUCUCCUUUUUUCCAACAUUUUCAUUCAACAUUCGUGUUUUUUGGGCUUGCAACACCUCGCCAUGAAAAUGCAAGUCGCCUGUCGAUCACUAAUUUAUCGCAAAGCUUUGACACUAAAUAAAAACGCCUUAAUGAAAAGUACAGUUGGGCAGAUGGUUAAUUUAAUGUCAAGUGACGUCAACAGUUUCGGUUAUAUUUGCCUACACAUGCAUCAAAUGUUUCUAGCACCGAUUCAAACAAUGAUCGUUUUGUAUCUUCUUUUUUCCACUGUGAACACAGCUGCGAUGGUUGGGGUUGGACUCGUGAUGUUUUUUAUCCCCAUUCAAGUUUACAUGGGUAAAUUAACGGCGUUUUAUCGUCGCAGAACGGCCCAAAAAACCGAUAACCGAAUCCGGUUAAUGAACGAGAUCAUUUCUGGCAUAAAAAUAAUAAAAAUGUUCAGUUGGGAGAAACCGUUUUCAAAACUGGUUGAAAUGGCUCGAAGAUUGGAGCUACACGAAAUUAAAGCUAACUCUUAUCUUCGUGCGAUUUACCGCUCUGUAAAUGCGUGUCUGAUCCCCUUGUCGAUAUUUCUCUGUGUUUUGACCUAUGUUUUGAGUGGUAACACACUCCAAGCACAGUUUGUAUUCGUUGUAACUUCAUUCUAUGGAACGUUACGCCAGACUUUAACUUUGCAUUUUCCCCGUUGCAUUGCUUUGUUGGCUGAAAUCAACGUUUCGCUUGGCCGAAUCCAAAACUUUCUCCUUGCUGAAGAAACCCAAAAAACCAAAAAUGGAUUUAGCCCAGAUUCGAUUAUUUUAACUGAAGCUUGUGUCAAAUGGAACGAGGAGAAUAGUUUAACUAAAGUAUCAUUUUCCGUGUCUUGUGGCCAAUUAGUGGGCUUAAUUGGGCGUGUGGGGAGUGGGAAAACCACAAUUUUGCAAACGAUUCUUCACGAAGUCGAGUUGUCUCAAGGAGGGGUGGAAAUAAACGGUUCAAUUUCGUACGCGGCACAAGAACCGUGGAUUUUUUCGUCGAGUAUCAGACAGAAUAUACUAUUUGGUGAAAAAAUGAAUCUUGACAAGUACAAGGAAGUGGUCAAGGUUUGCGCUUUGGAACAAGACUUUCAGUUGUUUCCAUACGGUGAUAGGACUAUUGUAGGUGAAAGAGGCGUGAUGUUAAGUGGGGGCCAAAAAGCUCGAGUAAGUCUUGCAAGAGCUAUCUACAAAGAUGCUGAUAUCUAUUUACUAGAUGAUCCUCUAUCGGCUGUUGACACACAUGUGGGGAAACAACUCUUCGAUCAGUGUAUUUUGGGCUUUUUGAAAGACAAAACCCGGGUUUUGGUAACACACCAAAUCCAGUUUCUUGGUCAAGUUGACAAGAUUUAUCUACUUGAUAAAGGACAAGUCACUCUAAAUGGCACCUACAACGAGCUUAAAAAGCACAGUGACUUUGCUAAAUUGCUCGACGAAGUCGAGCAAACUCCACACGAGAGCAAUUCCGUCCAAGAAAAUGACUCAAUUGCAGUUUCAGAACCCUCCAAGUUACCCUCGGAGGUCAAAGAGGAGCGCAGUUUAGGCACAAUUUCGAAAAAAGUUUACUUGCAUUAUUUUCUUGCGGGAGAUAAUCAUUUUUUCCCAAUUUUUCUCCUCUUGACGUUUGUUAUAACACAAGUUGCGUCAAGUUGUGUUGAUUAUUUUCUUACUUUUUGGGUAAAUCUUGAGCAAAAACGGCUCGAAUUGAACGAAACAAACACUCAAUUUACAACCAAUAGUCUUCUAUACUCGUAUGUGCUUCUAAUUCUUUCACUCACGUUCAUGGUUUUAGUGAAUUCGGUGUGUUUUGUUAAAUUCUCGAUGAAAACGUGCCAAAAGCUGCAUGAGAAAAUGUUUGGCAGAAUAGUGAUUGCCACUAUGAGAUUUUUCAACACGAAUCCUUCGGGACGUGUCCUGAAUCGAUUUUCAAGAGACACGAGUCUUGUCGAUGAAAAUGUGCCCUCAUGUCUUUCAGACACCAUUCAUGUUGCUUUAAACGUCGUUGCGAUAACUAUUGUGAUAUCAUCCGUAAAUAUAUGGAUUAUAAUACCAACAAUUUUUAUUUUUGGAUUGUUCUAUGGUUACAAAACCGUUUUUUUGGCCACUAGUCGAAACUUGAAACGAAUCGAAGGGACUGCCCGAAGUCCUAUGUUCUCACACUUGACGGCUUCGCUGCAAGGCCUUUCAACAAUUCGAGCUUUUGAUGCUGAAGAAGUGUUGGAAGAAGAGUUCGAUAACAUACAAAACCACCACAGCUCGGCUCUAUACAUGUAUAUUGCUUGUAGUCGAACAUUUGCUUUUUGGUUGGAUGUAAACUGCGUUAUUUACGUUGGAAUUGUAAUUCUAAGUUUCCUAUUUAUCGGAACAGAAAAAUACGGAGGAAAUGUUGGUUUAGCCAUCACGCAAUCGAUCGCUUUGACUGGAAUGUUGCAAAGGGGGAUCCGGCAAUGGAGCGACUUGCAAAACCAAAUGACUUCAGUUGAGCGCAUUUUUGAGUACACUCAAGUGCCCCCAGAGCCAGAUCAAGGCAAGAAAAUCCCACCCAAAGACUGGCCCUCGGCGGGAAACAUCGAUUUUGACGACGUCUCAAUGAAAUACUCCCCAGAUGGGCCCUUGGUUCUCAAAAACUUGAAAUGUAGAAUCGCUUCAAGGGAAAAAAUCGGUGUUGUUGGCAGGACUGGUGCCGGGAAAUCGUCCCUAAUCUCGGCUUUGUUCCGUCUCGCCUCCAUUGAAGGGAAAAUCACCAUUGAUGGGGUGGAUACGAGUGAAAUUCCCCUAAGUUACUUGCGGUCAGCGAUUUCGAUAAUCCCUCAAGAAGCUGUGUUAUUUUCUGGAACGUUACGAAAAAAUCUCGACCCGUUUGAGAAAUUCAGCGAUGAGGAGUUGUGGAAUGCUUUGGCUGAAGUUGAGCUGAAAUCUACGAUUUCUGAGCUAGUUGGCGGGCUUUCAAGUGCCGUUUCAGAAGAAGGAUCGAAUUUCAGUGUGGGUGAAAAACAACUCUUGUGUUUGGCGAGAGCUUUACUUCACAGAAACAGAGUUUUGAUUCUUGAUGAAGCCACAGCGAAUGUUGAUUUGCAAACCGAUGAGUUGAUUCAGAAAACGAUAAGAAAAAAGUUUCAGAAUUGUACGGUUUUGACGAUUGCCCAUCGGUUAUUUACUGUUAUUGAUUCGGAUAAAAUUCUGGUUUUGGAUAAUGGGAGGAUUGUGGUGUUGGAUCAUCCCUAUUUACUGUUGCAAAAUACUGAAGGGAUUUUUUACAAUCUAGUCACACAGACGGGGAGGGCUAUGGCGGAAAAUUUGACCAAAAUUGCCCAUGAGAACUAUAGGAAAUUUCUUAAAGAAAAAGUCAUCUAGCUAAAGAUAAAUGCAUUGUGUGUUUUUUAUCAAAAGAUUUAGGUAAACAUGAUGUAGCACAUAUUUUAUUUGAAAAAUGAAGUACUUGCGUAGGUACCGUAAUUGUCUAUGUUAUCAUAACAAUUGCACAAUCUUAAAUAAAGUGUUAAAAUAAUUAUUGUUAACAAAACAACUAUCCUUGAAUAAAAUUAAAAACGAUUCAACAAUG